UGAUGGCACCUAUAUAACCCAUAGAGCGAUCUCACAACACGAAGAGGAGAGCUGAGAAGAAGAAGAAGAGAAGAUGGGCAACAGCCUACGGUGCUGUUUGGCUUGCGUUCUUCCCUGCGGCGCGCUCGACGUCGUCCGAGUCGUCCAUCUCAGUGGCCAAGUGGAGCUGUACAGUCGCCCUGUCUCUGCCAGGGAAGUUCUGGCGGCUCACCCCAACCACGUCAUCAGCAAGCCGUGCUCUCAGGGAGUCGUCCGCAAGAUCUUCAUGCUGUCGCCGGACUCGGAGCUGAAGAGAGGCAAUAUCUACUUCUUGUUACCAGAAUCAGCGUUGCCGGGGAAGGAGAGGAAGAAGAUUCACCGGAAAAGGCCCCAGAAAACUGGUGGCGACGUCGUCGUUGUCAAAGACUUGGAUCAUGACAACUCAGUUGAGCAGGAAGUCGUUUCGACGAAGGUGUGUCACCGCCGGCGGCGGAGUGGCCGAGUUGGAGUAUGGAGGCCGCAUCUCGAGACCAUAUCAGAAGACUGAGACUGUGGCAUCGCCGUGUUUUUUCAUGCAUCGGGGAUAGCAAUUUUUAGUGGUCUCUCAGUUGCUGCUUUUAUUUAUUUCUUCCUCUAUCGCUCUCUCUCUCUCUCUCUCUCUCUCUCUCUCUCUAAUGUACAUUUUGCUGUGACCAAAUUUUCUUUUUCCUGCCACCUCAUGAAAAAGAGUGGAAGUUGUGAAUCUUUUUUUGUGAUCUGUUCUUCGGAGGAAGGACACAUCAAAAUGGACAAGAAAUAAUUAUUUUGGUUCAAAUUUGGAUGUAACAAAGCCGAAUAACUAUCUCA
This is a messenger RNA of Musa acuminata subsp. malaccensis (wild Malaysian banana), 825 nucleotides long. RefSeq lists its product as uncharacterized. The record is from RefSeq and is a predicted model, not a curated record. NCBI's taxonomy places the organism in Eukaryota, Viridiplantae, Streptophyta, Magnoliopsida, Zingiberales, Musaceae.